GAAGAUGACAAGGAGGACUCUGAAGAAAGCGAUUAUGAAGACUCUGAAAACGAAAAGGAGACCGCAGAAAAGUUCUUCACAGCAACUAAAUUCAAGAAUAAUCGACAUCAAUGGUUAGUGGGAUUCUACGACUAUCUAUCCCGACCGUCAGCUGGCCACAAAAAAAAAGGCAUCAAACUUCAACAUGCAGGCCAGAUUAAAAAUAUCCUAGAGUUCAUCGACAGCAAGGGUGAUGACAUUAAAUGCUUGGCCAACGAUGAAGGAGAUGCUGUCUGGAAGAGAUUUGUCGUUCCAUCAUUGGAGAGCCAAAGCAAGAAAAGUGGAACGAUCAUCUCCUAUCUCACGAGCUUUGAGAUGUUCCUCAAGUAUGUUACCAACCCGAGGUACAAUAGAUCAGGACCUCCCCUUUACCAAGCCUACAUAGAUACCUUGGUGGCAGUCCUGCCAGAGAUAAAAGGCUGGCGGUCUACCGUGGACUCUCAAAGCCAAGCUGAGAAAAACCAGCGAUGGUUAGAUGAAAGCGCAGGCUUGUUGACACCAGAAGAAAUCAAUGCUCUGAAAGAAUCAAGACCCUACUCUGAUGGCAUUAAAGCAAUUAAUGAAGCUGGCCAGGGAAAAAUACUUUCACAACAAGAAUUUACCUCAGCGCGCGACAUUCUGCUUGUGCGAUUUACCACAGACAACGCCACCAGACCCGGCCCACUAAACAACGCCAAACUCAGCGACUAUGAAAAGGCAGAAACAUCUGGCGGCAACAGAAUCAUGCUCAUUCCAAAGCACAAGAGAGCAAAGGAUGGGCCAGCUAUACUUGGAAUGAAGCCUGAUCUCCAAGAUCUUAUGGAAAUCUACGUGAACAAGAUCAGGCCCCAAGUGGCAGAGAGAAACGAAGAUCACUUGUUUGUCACUGUUGAAGGAAAAAAGUUUCCUGAGGGAACAAUUGGAAGAAGAGUUCAAUCUCUCUUUGAAAAAGCCAAACUUCGAGAUGGCAAGAGAUUCGCACAUGUGAGUGUAAGGAAAUUCGUCACUACAAAGACCAAGGAGAAGGGGACACAACAGGAGGCUGCCAUAGUUCAGAGAGUCAUGGCCCAUUCCUCUGUAACAGCAGAGAGAUCCUAUGUGCGCACCAACCUCACUGAAUUGGGUUCGAAGGCUCUACACAUCAUCGAGCGAGUCACUGGUGAAAAUGAGAACAAGAAAAAGGCUGAGUCAGAGGACAGCAGAGCCAAGAAACAGGACAUCAAUGCUACGACAUCCACUCAAGAAAGAUCCGUGACUGUUGAGACUGUAGCAGCCACGAAACCAACCGAUGACUCACAGGACAGCGGAGGCCCAAAAGGAAAUACAGCUGCUGCAACAUCCACUUUGGGAAGAACUGCGAGUGUCGAGACCGCAGCAGCGCUAAAGCCAACCACAUCAUCUACAACUGAGCAAGAGCAAGACUCUGACUGCGAAGGUGACUGUCAAAAAGCUGAACAACCUUCAAACGCCGCUGAAACAGCAUCGAGAUCCAGCUAUUCUGUGUCUCUACUAUCAAGUGAAGUGCUGCCACCAACACCAGGCAGAGCCUUGACGGAUAAGCAAAAGGAAGCCAUAAAGAAAGUGUUUAACCGUGAGAUAACUGCAGGGACAAAGGUUUCGAAGGCAACAGUUCAAAACAGGUGCUGCACCACACCUGUACUGGCAGUCCUGGCAUCCUCACUAAAGAAAGUGAAACAGGUUGUGAACCACGUGAACUACAUCAUUGACAGUAGCCCAAAAAGUCUUCCAACAGAGUUACCAAAGCCAACCACCUCCAAAGUGCAUGGGUGGUUAGACGAAUUUGAUGAUCGCUCAACGAGAUCGAGUGGCAAGAGGCAAGAGUGGGACGAGGCGGAUACCACAGCACUAGAGAAAACUUUUAAAAAGUACCCUUCGUUGCCAUCUACAGCCCAAAUUAAAGGAAUUCUCAGGGACCAAAGAAACCUCGCUGACAUCUUGGAUAGGGAAGGCUGGACAAGAGUUUACACUAAAAUAAAAAACAUUUUCAAAAAAAAAGCUAAAAAAUAG
Messenger RNA from Porites lobata, 2046 nucleotides. NCBI's taxonomy places the organism in Eukaryota, Metazoa, Cnidaria, Anthozoa, Scleractinia, Poritidae. The record is from the annotation of a GenBank genome assembly.